Messenger RNA from Anolis sagrei ordinatus, 5231 nucleotides. It is a transcript of the gene BACH1, whose product is annotated as BTB domain and CNC homolog 1. The record is from RefSeq and is a predicted model, not a curated record. Gene Ontology annotation, molecular function: DNA-binding transcription factor activity, RNA polymerase II-specific; RNA polymerase II cis-regulatory region sequence-specific DNA binding; protein binding. NCBI's taxonomy places the organism in Eukaryota, Metazoa, Chordata, Lepidosauria, Squamata, Anolidae. Gene Ontology annotation, biological process: regulation of transcription by RNA polymerase II.
UCGGGUGUUCGCGGCGCUGGCAGGAUCCGCGGCCGAGCUGGCCCUGAGGGAAGGAGGUUGCAUGGCCGGCGUUCCCGGGAAGGGCCGCGCGCUUAUGGGCCCGAGGCGGGUGUGAAGACUGAAAGCAUGUUUCCCUCUGAGACCUUCAUCAACUGUUGUUAUACAGAAUGCCUUUAAGCGAAAAGAACAGUGUUGUUUUUGCUUUUGAGUCAUCAGUGCACAGUUCCAACGUCCUGCUGAGUCUUAACGAACAGAGAAAGCAAGAUCUGCUUUGCGAUGUUACCAUCUUAGUGGAGGAUCAACGCUUUCGGGCCCAUCGCUCGGUGCUUGCAGCCUGCAGUGUCUAUUUUCGUUCAAGAAUUGUGGUUCAAUCGGAGCCAGUUCUUAUCAUUACUUUACCUGAAGAAAUCACACUGAAGGGAUUUGACCCUUUGCUUCAGUUUGCAUAUACUUCUAAACUUAUUUUGGACAAAGACAAUGUGGCUGAAGUAUGCAAGUGUGCAGAGUUCUUGGGAAUACAUGACAUUGAAGAAUCUUGCUUUCAGUUUCUCAAAUUCAAGUUUCUGGACAAUAAACCAGACCGACUGGAAUACCAAAAAAAGAAAUGUUGUAAACAACGUUGUCAGAAGGAGUACUGUAAAAUAGAUGCAGCAGAUGAUGGGGAUUUAGAAAUAGAUGAUGGAAAUACUUCACAAAAUGAAUGCAUUCAAGACCCUCAGUUGAAGGCCUCCAAAACUGAACAAAUUGCAGAAGUGCCUCUUCUGCAUGAUAAUGUUAACCAGACAUGUGGAUCUGUAUCAGAAAAGGGAUUUGUCUUUGGUUUAGAGACCCAAUGUCCCAAAUAUAGGAAGUUUCAAAAAGCUUUAGGAACUGAUAAAAUCCCAGUUGUUGAGUCUAGUUCAAGUAUUAAAGAAAUUCAGGUAACGUCUGCUGUAGGCAUUUAUCAAACUGAUGCAAUUGCAAGUGGUGCUAUACAAAAAACCCUUGAAUGUGUAGCUGUGCAUUCAGAUUCAAAAUGUGCCAAUGCUCAGGUAAAAAUGGAAGAUGAUGGGAAAGAAGAGUUAUUGAAAGAAACAGUCUCUGCAUUCCAAAGCAUUGGCUCUGCUUCAGAGAAAAUGGAUUGUGCUUUUGAUCCCCACAAUUCUUCCAUUGCCACUCAUGGAGCAUGUCCUGCUUCUUUCUUAAAUCCAUAUGAUCAAUAUUGUAUGCAAGGAGGCAUGCAGAGCAGUUCAGAGGUAGCAGAAAAAAAUGGAAUUGUCACCAGCAAUUUUGGGGAUUGCCAACCUGUUGGUGAAAGCAUUGAGGAGAGCUCACCUUUGAAAUCUCAAUUGUGUGACAGAGAAGACAUGAAUAGUGCUUCACCUAACAACCGCAGCAGUGUGGAGAGGGAGAUAGCUGAACAACUUGCAAAAGGUUUUUGGAGUGAUGUUUACAGCACAGAUGCAGCCUGCCCAGUAAACCUGUCUCCUGCCUCAGUGAAAGAAUUUUCAGAGCAAGGCUGUUCUGAAAAGAAAACUGAGUGUCCUUGGUUAGGCAUCCAGAUUAGUGACAGCCCUGAGCAUGGUCCUCCAAGAACUUUUGCAACUUUGAGCUCCGUUACUUGCCCUUUCAUCAGUAACCUCAGUAAUGAAAACAGUACUGAGUCUGGAGAUUGUGUUUCAGAACCACAACCUGAACAAUGCCCUUAUCCCUGUGUGAUAAACCUGGAAGAAGACUCUGAAACUGAUACUGAGGGCGAUAGUGAAUCCUGUUCUGCCAGAGAACAAGAAUGUGAGAUAAAGCUGCCAAUGAAUCCACAGAAGAUAAUUUCACUUUCUAGAAAUGACUUUCAGUCAUUUCUAAAAAUGCACAAAUUGACACCAGAAGAGCUGGAUUGUAUCCAUGAUAUUAGAAGGCGGAGUAAAAAUAGAAUUGCAGCACAGCGCUGUCGUAAGCGAAAGUUAGAUUGCAUUCAAAACCUUGAAUCUGAAAUAGAGAAACUGCAACAUGAAAAAGAGAACUUGCUGAAGGAGAACAAGCACAUCUUGUCGACACUGGUGGAAACAAAGCAGAAUCUGACAGGACUUUGUAAACAAGUAUGCAAUGAAGCAGCCCUGAGUCACGAGCAAAUACAGGUUCUUGCAAAAUAUUCUUCCUUGGAUUGCCCGCUUUCAUUUUUUAUUCCAGAGAGGAAACAAUCAGAGCCUUCUGAUACCAUGCCUGCAGUGCCACUGUGUGUUGAAUUAUCUGCUGGUCUUUCUGUUGCAUCUCCUAAUGAGCAGAGUUCCAGUUAUCAGCAUGUAAAAGGAGCAUCUGAUGCAGGAUAUGAUCAAGUGCAAGAAUUGUGUCCAGUUCCAGUAAGGAUAGCUGACAAAACCUUGUGUUUAGAGCAGUGUGUGCAAAGUAGUAGUGGUAUAACAGAUUUUUGUCAACAGAUGACUGAUAAAUGCACUACAGAUGAAUAAUCUUUUUAUCCAACUCAGCCUAGCAGGAUUGAAGCACUAGUCAUUAAGUAGAAAGGUAGGCUUUUCCAUAUAGGCAUAUGGAUUUCUUUUUAAUUAUGCAUCAUCCCCUUUCACAUCUAAUUUCUUUUAAGCAGAUAUAUCAAAAUCCAUAUGGCGGUAAUACCUUUAUUAGGCGAAAAUGCUGUCCUAGUUUCGCAACAUGCCUUAUCAGAAGCAAAAGGGAAUUCCUGAAGUUUAGAUACUUUCACUUGCAAGUGCAUUGAAUAAAAACCUUUCACAUAUUUAAUGCUCCUAGAACUCUUGAGUUCGGUGUGUUAAAAACAAAGAAAUAUGGUAAAAGCUCACAUUUUUGAAAUGUGAGGCCAUUGCAGUUGUGAAGCUUAUUUCCAGAAGGUACCAAAUUCAUCUGAACAAAUUUUAAAGGAAUUGAAAAAAAUCGUGCUGAGGAUAUGCAUUCUUUUACUGUAAAAAGCAAUUUUCCAAACUAAGUACCAAAGUGAUUUGAUACUUUUUUAUUUGAUCUGUACAUGAUAGCCUACUCCUAGCCAAUAGUGUACUGCCACUUAUAACUGAUUAUUCAAUUUUUAUGGAUUUGGUCCAUUUUGGAAACAAACUCCACAUUUGAGACCAUGCCGAUUCUUAACAGAUUUAUGCCUUUCCAUUUCCAUAAUCAUGGAAAUGUGUACUUCCUGCUUCAAAUUUGAUAGGCAGUUGUCAUACAGAGAAUCAUACUGAGCAAGUGUUUUUGAAGGAUCUCAGUUUUUACCAUUGAUAGUGGGACCAGUUCACCUAUAUUUGAAAACUAUUAUAUCAAAUUUAUACUUUUAUGGGUAAAUCUAACUAACUGUUCAAACUCAGUUUUCAAUGGCAUGUACUUCUGUUUUUCUUAUUUUAUUUUAUUUUAUUUUUAGAAAUGAGCCACUUUGAUUCUUCAGCAACUUUAGCUAAUAAAAUAAGCAAAUAGAUCAUUUUACUAUAGGCUGCUCUGCAUUGUAGUACUUACAGGAAAAUCUAUACUAACAACUGCUCUUAACAACAGAAGCUUUAUCUACUGAACCUCAAAACACUUAUGCUGGUUUACAGACUGUAAAAGCCAAUGGAAUUCUUCACUUCCUACCUCAGUACAGACAUCAGUUUUAUAUCUGUGUUUGGAAUACGAUCUUCUUUCUAUAAUUGUUUACUUUGCAGAAGUUUAGAAUAGUGAAUCUCCUAUCUCCUCUAAAAUGCAAAAAUAUUGAUUUAGUUUAAAAUGAUUACAUUUCUAUAAAAAUAAACUUACAUUUAGAAAAUGUAAUGUAAACAUACAUGGUGAACAUUUGGUCAAAUGCAUCAUCUGAACAGUACUUUUAAUAACCAGCACGUAUUACAGAAACCUACACUACCUCAUAGAGUGAUUUCAAAAUCAUUCAGAAAUUAGCAUUAAGAAUUUACAGUGUACAGACCUUUGACUUCAUUGUGGAAGUUCCUUUCUAAGUUCAUUUUGUUUCUUCUACUUAUGUUCAUUUUUUGUGAUAAUUUAGGGACUGAUUCUUAACACAGAUUUCGGUGACCUUUUUCUUUUUCUUUGUUUGGUGUUGUGUGCAUUUAGCAGGGACACAUGCCAUUUUUUCUAGGAAUCAGUACUUUCCUAUUUCUCCACCCCGUUCUUUUUGGACAAAUCAGUUUGCAGUGCCAAAUUUAUUCAACAGCAUCUGAACAGCCACAGUUUCUCCACUCCCUAUCUGUACCCUGAGUUUAAUUUUAUUUUGAAAGGUUGUAAUAUUGACAUUAUUGUUUUUGAAAAUCAUAGGUAUCAACACUGUGCAUUCUGAACAAUGUCUCUAGAAACUGGAUUUUCUGCAUAUGUCAUGGGUGGGAGUCCUAUGGUCCUCUAGAUGUUAUAGAAUGCAACUCCCAUCCUUCUUCAUUGGCUGUUUUCAUUAGGGCUGAUGGGAGUUGCACUUCAAGAAUAUCUGGAUGGCCAUGCAUUUGCCACCUCAUAUCUGUGGACUGACUAGUGCUGAAGUUGAAAGGAACAGUCUUGAUUCAAGUUUUUGUUUCACAAAAUUAAACAAUAAGACACAAGGAAGACUGGAUCACUGCCCAGGAAAAUAAUAAAAGGGAGCCUUGCUUAAUAAAUAUUUUGCAUCUGAAUUGGAAUCUUCAUUUCAAUUCAAAUUCUUAUAGGAAUUGUUAAAUAUGCCUAGUUUCUAGAUUUGAUUGUGGGCAGUGGAGAUUAGGGUGGGGGGAAUUGAGGUGGCUUAAGACCCAUUCAGCUACCUCUUGGGAAGUUUGUACAGUGAUAUUUCAGGUUGCAUGCAAACACUGAAACAAUAUAUUACCCGCUUGCAGAUAUUAAGAAUGGACAUCAGUGGAAAUUUUAAUAUACAAGAAUCUCAGGUAAAACUUCUGUUUUGCAAUUUCAGCUAACAACAUUUGGUUUGGACAUAUACAAUAUUUGCAUCAAGGCAUGUAAAAUUUUUAUGUAUUUUGAACAGAACAUUAGAAGUCCUAACAAUAAAUCAGCAUAAGGAUUGUAAAAAAAAAGAAAAAAAGACCCCCUGAAUUAUUUACAAUUGAUUUUAUAUCUUUCAUAGUCCAGUGUUUUCUAAUGCAAUAAAAACCACUAUCCUUUCUUAAGAAGGUCUUCAUUUUUGUAAACGUUUGGCAGUGUACAAUUGAUGCAUACUAUUUGAUUCAUUUAGUACUACUAAAGCUGAACUCUGGAAAUAACAUUAUUUAUACAGUUUAUAUAAUAUAUUAAAACAGCAAAUAUUACUGAAUUGGAAUAAAACUUCUAAAAGCAAA